CGAGGGAUAAUUUUUCAAUGGCAUAAAAUUUCUAAAUUUACGCGUUAUUUCUCACUUCAAUUUUUAUUUUUCUUCCGCUCUUUAAUGAACUUUGUUCAUCAUGACCGAACAAAAAUCAAUUAGCUCAGCGUUAUUCAGUCUCCAUGAAACUUUACGUAAAUUACAACAACAACUACCAUGUCUCGCGGAAUCAGCAACAGAAGUCGACAAGAUUCAAAGGCGACCUAAUGAGCUUCAUGCUUUGGGUCCUUUCAACAUAGACGAAGCAAGAAACGAAUUCAACGCUCAAAUCAGUAGCAUAAGAGACAUUUGCUCUCAAUUCGAAUCUGAAGUAUUGGAAGACGUCAUGAAAAUGGGCGCAGGCGCCGAUCCCGCUUUUAGAAAACAUUUCACCCAUCUUAAAGAGCAAGCCAACCUAGAAAGCACUGUGAUGCGAGUAAAAGAGAUGUUAAAAAUGACCAACGAGUUUCUCGAUAAAUCGCAAAAGGAAAAGGAGGAGUUGAAGUCAUCGAUAAUAGAAAAGCAGCAAUUACGAAAGAUCGCACACUCGCUAGGUCUAGUAACAUACGAAGACGCUAAGAUGGAUUCAAGCCCACCAGUAACGACCAUUACUUUAGCUGGUGAAGUAAUUGUGGUUGACAUUGACAUUGAUGAUACUGGCCGAAUUUUAGAAACCAAAGUGACCUAUGUAUCAGAUACAUUACAAAACCUUGAUGGAGGCGUUGAAAAAAUGUUAAUUGAUAAUUUGAAGAACAGCGAAUUUAAUCUAUUCAAACGGAAUUUGAGCAGCUUAGCAUCGUUAGCACAACUCAAUAUCACAUAUAGACCUGUUGAUUUUUUUAUACUCAUCAAGAAUUUAUUUGACGAUAUGAAAUCAAUAUGCAACAGAGAAAUAUCAAUUAAACCAGAUAUGGCUUGUAUAUUAGUCGAAGGUCACGGUAUCCCAAGUUUACACUUCAAUUUUCCUGGUAUAUCUAUUGCGUAUUGGAUGGAUAUAGACAUGAUCAACCAAACUACCUGGGAUGAAGUAAAAACUGCCUUUGACAAUGGAGAGAAUCCUUUGCAGUUAGCAGAUUCGCAUCGACUUUUGCUGUCAUUCGAGACUUCUAUUCAACUUAUACCAUAUUUACCUUCAACAAGAUCAUCUUAUCUUAUUUCAAUGGAAGAAACAGAAGAAUCGAUAGAUCAAGAGCAAUUCAAAAUUGUCACAGAAGGAGCUUCGCCAUCCUUUUCGGAACCACUUAGAUUUAUCAAACCAUCAACAACGCAUUCUGAUAUUAGUCCAAUUCCUUUACGAUUUGUAUUUAAUCUUGAACCGCCUUUACCUGCUUCAGAUGUGAUUUGCCAGCAGUUGUUAAGUGUGACAGGCCUAACGAAUGUCAAUAUCUGCAAUAAAAUGGCUGCACCAGAAAGAAUAUCUUUUGAAUCGUCAUCAUUAUCUUUAGAAGAGAUACUAAUGCUUGAUAUAACUAAAAGUAGCGUUAGGCAACAGGAGCAACAGCAUGCCGAUGAUUCUGGACAAUUUGAAUGGGUUCAUCGUUCGCAAGAAACACCGGAUCAAAUUUAUCAUUGGAAAAAUUCUUCAAGUUCGAGCGCCAAAUUGAUCACUCGGGUUCCAUUUCAGCAUCCGGUUCAAAUAUACAACAUCUUACAAUGUCUUCGUCGGCAGCAAAUGUUUAAUACCUUAUAUAAAAGUAUUAUCAAUAAUAGCAAUAAUUCAGUAACCGAAGCUGAAAAAGACCAAAAAUCGUUUAUGCUUUCAUUGAACGAUAUAUUAGCAGGUAAGACUGAUACAGAUCGGAUUAAUAUUGAUCGAACUAAGUGUAAAAAAGGGGCUACUAAUUUCCUACUGUUUUUAUCAACAGAGAGCGAGCAGAAUGAUUCUAAGUUACAAAUCGAAGUGGUCACUUUAGAUGCACCAAACGCUAUGCACAUUACCAUUUUACCGCCACCUUCAUGGGGGGCAGAACAGUUUGCCAUGAUACCCAUCUCUAUUCAAAUCCCUGCUGAUGAACCCACGAAGCCUCGGGUAAUUUUACACUCUCCACCAAAGUUAGGACAAUCUUGGAAUCCUGCGGUAUUUGAUGAAGCGAUAAUGACUCAAGACCUUCAAUCAAGUUAUAAAAUCCCCGUUUUAGUCCGAUCCCUUUACCAAAAAAUGUCCAUCGCUGAUACCCUACUAAUUAACUCACUGAAAAGACCUCUAACAUCAAAGGAUGACGAAGACAAAAAUGAUCAACAUAACAAAUACAUCAAAAUGGAAAUUGAUGAGUAACUACAUGAUUAUUAUUCUUCCACAAUAAACGUUCUCAUAGACAUAGCUA
Molecule: messenger RNA, 2324 nt
Organism: Mycotypha africana
Lineage: Eukaryota; Fungi; Mucoromycota; Mucoromycetes; Mucorales; Mycotyphaceae
Product: mediator of RNA polymerase II transcription subunit 1-domain-containing protein
Exons: 6
Coding region: 101-2275 (724 amino acids)
Biological process (GO): regulation of transcription by RNA polymerase II
Cellular component (GO): mediator complex
Molecular function (GO): transcription coregulator activity
Source: RefSeq, a predicted model, not a curated record